GAAAUUUAAAUUUGAUCUAAUCAAUAAAAUAUUUGUCACCGAAUAUUUCAAGUUAAUACCAUGUGAAAGAUAUUUCAAACUAUCUAUUUGACAUUUUAAUAAGAAAAUAAUUGCAUGAUUUGUUUCUUGUGACUUUUGCCGGAGUGAAAGUGUUUCUAGAUCUAAAAGUGAAAGGCGCUGAUCUUGUCAACAAACUCACUUCUUAAUAAACCCAGUUAAACACCAACUUGCGAUAUGUCCGAACAAUACAGUCUCAUAAAAGCGCCAUGUCAAGGGUGAAUAUAAUCACAAACGAACAAUGGAUAUCGAGCAAAAAUUCGGAUGUCUACGAAGCAAUUUAUAAAAUCUCACAUCUCCGCAAAUCCAAAUUAACCAAAUACACAAGAUGGCGGCAAAGAAGAUUAACAAAAUGGCGGCUGAGUACGAAAGUUCUAAUUCCACUAAUGAUCUUAAAUGUAGCGGGACAAACACGGGCUGUAGAAGGUCUAACAAGUCGAGUGCUUGCAACGUUCUUCGGUUACCCGACCACAUGCAGUAUAGGAUCUGAAGUGAAGCCUUGCUCGUUGUCUUUGAGCUGCUGGCUGAGGGGAGGUACGAGGCUCAGGGGAUGCGGUGGCAGUUGGUUACUCACAUGCUGUGGACCCCCAGACAAUGUUAGAAAUGAUGGCUUUGAUAAUAUCAUACCGUCAUCGGAAUGGAAGCACAAAGUCGCACCGCCGACACUUCGACUUGUCCCGCAUAGACACGCCGUACCCACUAACGUCUUCAGGAGACGAGCCGACGAUGACACCACACAGAGCGAUUGUGGACUACCAUCGACUAGAAUAUUACAGAAGAGGAUCAUAGGUGGCAGGGAGGCGAGGUUUGCCGAAUUUCCUUGGCAGGCACAUGUAAGAAUAUCGGAAUUCCAAUGUGGUGGUGUUCUAGUAUCCCGAUGGUUUGUUGCAACGGCGGCGCACUGCGUGUCGCGUGCCAGGCCGAGAGACAUCGCGGUGUGGCUCGGGGCCUUAGACACCACCGCGGGCGCGCACACCGCAAGGAAACUUGGAGUGAUCCAAAAAAUUCUUCAUCCUUUAUUUCAAUUUCGUAUGACACAACCGGAUAGAUACGACAUCGCGUUGUUAAAACUAUCCCGACCUAUCACGUACACUGGACACAUCCUGCCCAUCUGUCUGCCGGAGCUGGAUCUGGAGUUACGCGGCAAGUCCGGUGUGAUCGCCGGCUGGGGCAAGACUGACGCUAGUAAUGGCCACACCGGCACAAACCUAUUGCGGUCUGCCACCGUUCCUAUUCUUAGCAAAGAGCAGUGUAUCAACUGGCACCAAAGUAAACAGAUCUCCGUUGAGAUUCACUCAGAGAUGAUAUGCGCCGGACAUUCAGACGGACAUCAAGACGCGUGCUUAGGUGAUUCCGGAGGGCCGCUUAUAGUUUUAGACGGCGGUCGUUACUAUCUAGUUGGUAUCACAUCAGCGGGUUUUGGUUGCGGCGUUGACCAUCAGCCUGGCAUCUAUCACAACGUCAAAGUCACCGCGAGCUGGAUCAAAGGCGUCAUAUCACCGUCUAUCAACUACAUCGACUUUAAAUAG
Molecule: messenger RNA, 1586 nt
Organism: Papilio machaon (common yellow swallowtail)
Lineage: Eukaryota; Metazoa; Arthropoda; Insecta; Lepidoptera; Papilionidae
Product: serine proteinase stubble
Exons: 9
Coding region: 267-1586 (439 amino acids)
Biological process (GO): proteolysis
Molecular function (GO): serine-type endopeptidase activity
Source: RefSeq, a predicted model, not a curated record